AUGGGAGAUUCCCACGGCAACACCUCUGACUCCCUCUCCUUCAUCCUGACUGGCUUCCCGGGAUUGGAGGAUUCCCUGUAUUGGAUAUUUAUUCUACUGGGAGCCCUCUACUCUGUUUCCAUCCUAGGAAACUCCCUGAUCCUGGUUAUCCUCAAGGAGGAGCAGAGCCUGCACCAACCCAUGUACUAUUUCCUGGCUAUGCUGUCCAUCAAUGACCUGGGCGUGUCCUGCUCUACCCUGCCCACAGUCCUGGGCACCUUCUGCUUCAACAUCAGGGUAAUCAGCUUCGAUGCCUGCAUGACCCAGAUGUUCUUCAUCCAUCUGUUUUCCUUCAUGGAGUCCAGCAUCCUGCUGGCCAUGAGCUUUGACCGCUAUGUGGCCAUCUGUAACCCGCUCAGAUACUCAGCGAUACUGACUGGCAGCCACAUUGUCAAGGUGGGUUUGGCCAUUUUAGUACGCAGCUUCAUUUUGAUCCUUCCUUCACCCUUCCUCCUGAGGAGACUGCCAUUUUGCAAGGCCAACAUCCUGCAUCACUCCUACUGUAUCCAUCCUGAUCUCAUCCGCCUGUCCUGUGGGGACAUCACUAUCAACAACAUCCUUGGUCUGUUCAUUGUGCUCUCCACAUUUGGACUGGACUCCAUGCUCAUCUUCCUCUCCUACGUCUUAAUCCUCAGGUCCGUCCUGACCAUUGCAUCCCAAGCAGGGCGAUCCAAAGCACUCAACACCUGUGUCUCCCACAUCUGCGUGGUGUUCAUCUUCUAUGUUCCCAUGGUGGGUGUGUCCCUGGGUCACAGGUAUGGGAAACAGGCCCCACCAUUCGUCCACAUAUUGAUGUCCAUCAUCUACCUCUUCGUGCCACCCAUGCUCAACCCCAUCAUCUAUAGCAUCAAGACCAAGGAGAUCCACAAAAGGAUGGUCAAGAUGCUUUCUGGUGCUUUCAGGGUGUGCUGGGAGAGGUAAGCCUUUGUCUGCGUAAUAUUAAAUGCUUCUUUUCAGUUCUUCACCUUUGUGAAAUGUCUGAGCCUCCUGGGUUCUGGUCACUGAGAAAAGCAGAGUCUCUGCCCCUAUCUGCUUUGUGAGCUUGAAGAAUCAUGUAAUAAAGAAAAUCUCAGUGGUAAGGCCAGUGGUGUGUGACCCAUUCAGAAUCCCCUCCGUCCCCCACUCCUGCACCAGACCUUCUUGGUCACCACUAUUUCAGACAUACUGAACCAGAGAGACCCAGGAUAACAUGGAGUCAGGGCUCUCCAUGGUGACCUAUCAGAAAUUGGGGUCUUUAUUCAGUGCACCUCAAGACAGGGCAGAAAGGGGCCAGGGGAAGGAUAGGACAAGCUUCAUUCUCAUCAAGACCCUGGAGCCUAUGUGGGAGGGGCAGGAGGGCAGAUGGGCCAAACCCAAAACGGAACU
Molecule: messenger RNA, 1404 nt
Organism: Tachyglossus aculeatus (Australian echidna)
Lineage: Eukaryota; Metazoa; Chordata; Mammalia; Monotremata; Tachyglossidae
Product: olfactory receptor 51I2-like
Exons: 1
Coding region: 1-960 (319 amino acids)
Biological process (GO): G protein-coupled receptor signaling pathway
Cellular component (GO): membrane
Molecular function (GO): olfactory receptor activity; G protein-coupled receptor activity
Source: RefSeq, a predicted model, not a curated record